AUGUGGUUGUUUUCACGUGGUGGUAGUAGUAGUAAAGGUGCCGCCGAACAGGGGACAGUGUCUUCGUUCCCUAAUGCCGCUGACGCCCAGACGGUGUUGUUGAAACAGACGAAGGGCAUUGGCCACGAAGAAGGCAUAUUGUCCCCGUCACUAAUAGACCGUACAAAGAGCCAACAACUCGCCAUCAAAAAAGGCGAUGGCCGCGUGUCCUUCUUUGACACCGAUGCAAUCGACUGUAUAGUGAAACGCUACACGAAUGAAAUGACUGUCGCCGAUCGGCAGAUGAAGCAAAAACAGGAGAAAUACGACAAGAGUCUUUUACAUUUAUACGACUACGAAGGGGAUAGAAGAUAUAAACAAUGGCUCACGGACCAAGAACGCGUGCAUGAGAAUCUCAAAAUUCAUUGGUUGGAUAUGAUGAUCGACAAACCCUUUCACUGUCUAACGUACCUGGCUAGAGUUGGAACCACAAUAGGAUUCUUCUACGGCUUGGGACGCUCGCUUUACCUCUAUCGUACAAUGGACAAAAUGUAUGCCAAGCUCCAUGGCGUCAGUUUCUCAAAUAUUGCAAUUUACGAAAUAAGUCUAUCUGUCAUCAAGUGGGCUCUCGUGUCGGCUGCUGGGACAGUGGGUGUUGUUGCUGGUGAGGCUAUGACGAACAUCGUGGUAACCGUCGCCACGGGGGAUAUAUCCGUGCCAGAUCGCACAUGGGUUAACAUAUGGGCGUGUGGAACUUCAUGUGGCUUGUUCGGUGGGGGGGUGUUUGCCGCGCUCCACGCCUCUUUGCUAACGUUCAGGGGGAUGUCAGCAGCUGUUGCUGGCUUCACUACCAUCAGCUCCCUCGCUGGGCUUACACUUGGCCGACGUGUCUACCAUCCCUACGCUUCUGGGCGUCAGAAUCGUAUUUACGACCCUUACUGGCGUCCAUGGUAUGAGAGAAGGCUUAACGACGGCGGCGGGUCAUACAUGCGAGGAAAGUACACGUGA
This is a messenger RNA of Trypanosoma grayi, 987 nucleotides long. RefSeq lists its product as hypothetical. NCBI's taxonomy places the organism in Eukaryota, Euglenozoa, Kinetoplastea, Trypanosomatida, Trypanosomatidae. The record is from RefSeq and is a predicted model, not a curated record. The transcript has a single exon. The coding region runs from base 1 to 987 and encodes 328 amino acids.